AUGUCGAUCUAUAAGUCGCAAGAGCGCAGGACAAUCCCUCCUAAUGCUAUAAUCGAAGCUUCUUCCUCCAUUGACCUAUAUCUCUUGUCAAUUGAUUUUUUAACAAACUACAUUCUCCUCAUGUCUCUGAACGAAGUCUGGGAGGCAGCCUCUGCAACUCCUUUUAUCCCCCUCAUUGGCAAGGACAGCCAGUUCACCGUCGGCUUCAACCUGCUCCUUGUCGCAUUGAUCACAAGUAUUGUCUUUGGUCUGAAUCGGUCUUUCCUCGGUAUCGCGUCCUUGGGAGUUCCGGCCGCAUUGGCAUUUGGCUUUGGAGCUGUAUUCAUGAUCUGUGCCGCCGGAGUCUACGUCUAA
This is a messenger RNA of Penicillium paradoxum, 354 nucleotides long. Its product is annotated as OST5 family protein. Gene Ontology annotation, biological process: protein N-linked glycosylation. The coding region runs from base 1 to 354 and encodes 117 amino acids. The record is from RefSeq and is a predicted model, not a curated record. The transcript is spliced from 4 exons. NCBI's taxonomy places the organism in Eukaryota, Fungi, Ascomycota, Eurotiomycetes, Eurotiales, Aspergillaceae.